AGCUUGCUGGACUUUUGCCAUUACGUAAAUAACGUGCGUAGUCAACAACGGGCGUGGCUUCCUGAUGCUUUUUUUUUUUUUUUGCAGCUCAAUGCGGAAGAAAAACAGGAAGCUCAAAAUUCCUGAUAAACUUAAUCGGACUAGAGGCAAGUUUCUACGGAUUUCCUGUGAGUCCUGAAGUGUCAGAUCAAAAAACAUGUGGCCAAAUCAAGGUCCUCCCCCUCCAGUGGGUCCACCAAACCCUGCCUUCCCACCUGGCUACAACCCUGCAUAUCCUGCUGUGCCUCCAUCAGGGAUCUUCCCCCAACCUCCACAUCCAGCGUACCCGGCUGGGGGGUACCCAGCUGGGGGUUACCCGGCUGGCAUGAACCCAGCCAUGGUACCAAAUGCUCCUCCAGGGGCGAUGCCUUACAGACCUCCAGGACCUCAUGCUUAUCCUAUGGCUCCAGGUGGAUAUCCAGCAGUCCCUCCUGCAGGUGUUUUCCCAGGUCCAUACCCGCACUCCCCAAAGGGCCAUAAAGGCCACAAAGGUCACAAAAAAGAUCACCACAAAGGUCAUUAUCCAGGAGGGUUAAAUCCCAUGGCUGGAGCAUGUGCUGGAGGAUUGGCUGGAAUGGGAGUGGGGUUGGUCGGACAUAAAGCCCACAAAAAGAUGAAGAAGAUGAAGAAGUUGAAGAAAGCACAUAAGGUGCACAAACACGGGAAGUCCUCCAGCAGCAGCAGCAGUAGCAGCAGCAGCAGUAGCAGUGACGAAGAAUGAGGUGACCAGUUCAAGACGAGGCUUUCACUGAAAUGUUGCUUUGCAAAAGGGCAACCUGACUUAAAAAAUAAACACACUAAGGUCAUACUUAUCACUUUUAACAGGAUGUAAAAAUGAAAAAUACAGAGUAUUAUUGUAUCUUGCAUGUGCAAUUGAUACUAAAAAAUGCAUUUUAACUGUACAUGUGAACAUAUUCACAGCAUUUGUCUGUAUUUGCAUUCCGUUAUGUGUUGAAUUUCUUUUUUUUAAUUUUGGUUUGUUUGUUUUUGUUGUUUAUGACAAACGUUCCAUAGUUACAGUUUCUGUUCAACAGUGUAAUACAGUACAAACUAAUAUACUAGUGUACAAACAUGGACAUAAUUUGAAGAGGGACUGCAAUGAUUUAAAAAAAAGUAGAUUAAACACUGCAAUUUGGUGAAUGAACAUAUGUAAAUUAUAUGUUAUUUUCUUUUCUGGGAAGGUGGAGAAUGAUGGCUUAUGAAUGUCUUUAUUUAAGACUAUUCAUUUUUUUCUUGUAAUUUUAUAUUUACUACUACAAAAGACAGAAAGGGGCAGAAAAUGUUUUUUCUGCAUAGCUAUACUAAUCAUAAUUAUAUUUAAAGACUCUUCAAUUAAUCCUGCUCAAUAAAUAUAUUUAAAUGAAAACUCUUUUUUUGUUAACAAAAUGACCUUGUACAAAACAUUAAGUAAACAAUAAAAGCACAUGUGAAAGA
Messenger RNA from Plectropomus leopardus (leopard coralgrouper), 1473 nucleotides. RefSeq names its product proline rich 13 (gene prr13). The record is from RefSeq and is a predicted model, not a curated record. Lineage: Eukaryota; Metazoa; Chordata; Actinopteri; Perciformes; Serranidae.